GAGGUGCACGUCGAGGGCGCGCGCAUGGAGGCCGCUUACCGGGCCCUCCUCAGCCCCCGCGCGAGCAAGCCGCCGCGCGUGUCGCAGCACGAGUACGACAUCGUCGUGUGCCACGGCAACGUGAUCCGCUACAUGGCGCUGCGCGCGCUGCAGCUGCCGCCCGAGGCGUGGCUGCGGCUCUGCACCUACAACUGCUCCCUCACGCACCUCAAGAUCCGCCCGACGGGUUCCGUCUCGAUGAUCUCCCUCGGCGACACGGGCCACCUCUCGCUCGACGAGACCAGCUUCAGCAUGCACGCAGGGUACGAGUGGUGA
Molecule: messenger RNA, 315 nt
Organism: Emiliania huxleyi CCMP1516
Lineage: Eukaryota; Haptophyta; Isochrysidales; Noelaerhabdaceae
Exons: 2
Biological process (GO): positive regulation of mitochondrial fission
Cellular component (GO): mitochondrion
Source: RefSeq, a predicted model, not a curated record